UUUGGAAUAAGCGGUACCAGCCAGCAAGCGCGCUCUAAUAUUCCAGUGGAAGUGUUUCCAGAGAGAAAGAGAGAGAGAGUGAGUGAGUGAGUGAGUGUGAGAGAGAGUAUGAGGCCAGUACUCAGGAUGAGCCUGCGCUUUGAGGCUGUAAAACACUAGACCCUGAGGGCAUUCUCUGAGGCUGACUUCUAUCGCAGCACUCCCUCCACUGGAAAACAGCUUGAGCAUCUCGCGCGAGGGAACAGUGAACUGUAUCUGUCGUACUACUAGAGGUCUUUACCAAAUAAUCGGACGUCCUGCUAAGAUGCCGCGACGCUGACGUUCCUGCCCCGGCUGUCGAACCGGACCAAUGAUGUUGACGAUGUCCACACGACCCGUGUAGCGCAAAAUUCUCUAAUCACUGGACUUUAACGAGAGGUUCCGUUGUGAUCUUUGCUCAUUCAAACUUCAGAUGGACUACCUUUACACUACCCUGACCAGUAAAAUGAAUUGGAUCGCACUUCUGCUGGCCGGCUUCACUUUUUGGAGCAAACUGUCAGUGCACUGCUUAGAUUAUGAUGACAGCUAUGAAUAUUACGAAGAGGAGAAAACAGAGACGAUAGAUUACAAAGAUCCGUGCAAAGCUGCUGUAUUUUGGGGAGAUAUUGCCUUGGAUGAGGAGGACUUGAAAAUGUUUACAAUCGAUGGGACGAUAGAGCUCACACAGCAGUCACAUGACAGACAGGGACACACGUCUGGUGGUCUAGAAGAACACAAUCCUAGUAAGAAGAGAGGUUCAUUAUAUCUUUUGCUGGACAGAAUACGACGGCUAGGCUUUGAAUCAUGGCCUGUAAAUAGCAGUGAAGACGUAAAGCCAAAUUCUAAAGCUGGAGGAAGAAGUGAAAAUGGCGUUAAAGGUGUGAAGUCUCGAGUGCCUCGUGCUGCUACAUCCCGAGCAGAGAAGAUUUGGCCUGGAGGAGUCAUCCCUUACGUCAUAGGUGGCAACUUUACUGGUAGUCAGAGGGCUAUGUUAAAACAGGCCAUGAGACACUGGGAGAAGCAAACGUGCGUGACCUUCAUUGAGAAAACUGAUGAGGAGAGUUACAUUGUUUUCACCUAUAGACCAUGCGGGUGUUGCUCCUACGUUGGUCGUCGCGGCAACGGUCCCCAGGCAAUAUCUAUCGGAAAGAACUGUGACAAGUUUGGCAUUGUUGUUCACGAACUUGGCCAUGUAAUUGGCUUUUGGCACGAGCACACGCGACCUGACCGAGAUGAUCACGUAACUAUCAUCAGAGACAACAUCCAACCAGGUCAGGAGUAUAACUUCAUCAAGAUGGAACCAGGAGAUGUAAACUCUCUGGGUGAGCCGUAUGAUUUUGACAGCAUCAUGCAUUAUGCCAGAAACACUUUUUCCAGAGGAAUGUUUUUGGACACAAUUCUUCCCUCUCGUGAUGAGAACGGUGUUAGGCCGGCUAUCGGUCAGAGAACUAGACUCAGCAAAGGAGACAUAUCCCAAGCCAAGAAACUGUACAGAUGCCCAGCAUGUGGUGAAACGCUGCAGGACUCAGUGGGGAAUUUCUCAUCUCCAGGAUACCCAAACGGAUACCCCUCGUAUACACACUGUGUGUGGAGGAUCUCCGUCACACCUGGGGAGAAGAUAGUGUUAAACUUCACCACUAUGGACCUGUACAAGAGCAGCCUGUGCUGGUAUGACUACAUUGAGGUUCGUGAUGGAUACUGGAGGAAAGCGCCACUGCUGGGUCGCUUCUGUGGUGAUAAAAUUCCUGAGGUUUUGGUCUCUACUGACAGUCGGAUGUGGAUUGAGUUCCGCAGUAGCAGCAACUGGGUUGGAAAGGGAUUUGCAGCUGUCUAUGAAGCGAUAUGCGGAGGAGAGAUUAACAAGGACUCGGGACAAAUUCAGUCUCCAAACUAUCCAGAUGACUACCGUCCAUCUAAAGAAUGUGUGUGGAGGAUAACUGUGUCUGAGGGCUACAGUGUGGGCCUGAGCUUUCAGGUCUUUGAGAUUGAGAGGCAUGACAACUGCGCGUACGACUACCUGGAGGUAAGAGACGGUUUAUCUGAGACCAGCCCUCUGAUUGGUCGAUUCUGCGGCUAUGAUAAGCCCGAAGAUAUUCGCUCCACCUCCAACACCCUCUGGAUGAAAUUCGUGUCGGAUGGGACAGUUAAUAAAGCUGGCUUCGCUGCAAACUUCUUUAAAGAGGAAGAUGAGUGCCUGAAGCCAGAUAAUGGGGGCUGUGAGCAGAGAUGUGUAAACACAUUAGGAAGCUUCAAGUGUGCCUGUGAUCCUGGAUAUGAACUGGCUCCUGACAAGAAGAGCUGUGAAGCUGCAUGUGGAGGUUUGUUGACCAAGUUGAACGGCACAAUCACUAGUCCCGGCUGGCCUAAAGAAUACCCCCCAAAUAAGAACUGCGUGUGGCAAGUGGUGGCUCCAACUCAGUACCGCAUAUCCAUUCAGUUUGAAACCUUUGAACUAGAGGGAAAUGAGGUGUGCAAGUACGAUUACGUUGAGGUGCGGAGCGGCUUGUCAUCUGACUCUAAACUUCAUGGGAAGUACUGCGGUACAGAGGUUCCUGAGGUCAUUACCUCCCAGUACAACAACAUGCGGAUCGAGUUCAAAUCGGACAACACGGUCUCCAAGAAAGGCUUCAAGGUUCACUUUUUCUCUGAUAAAGAUGAAUGUUCCAAGGAUAACGGCGGAUGCCAGCAUGAGUGCAUCAACACUAUCGGCAGCUAUGUGUGUCAGUGCCGCAACGGCUUUAUAUUGCAUGAGAACAAACAUGACUGCAAAGAAGCUGAGUGUGAGCAUAAGAUUCACAGUGCCAGUGGAACCAUCAGCAGCCCCAACUGGCCUGACAAAUACCCCAGCAGGAAGGAGUGCACAUGGGACAUCACCGCCACCCCCGGUCACCGGGUCAAAAUCUCUUUCAGUGAGUUUGAGAUCGAGCAGCACCAGGAAUGCGCCUACGAUCACCUGGAGGCCUUUGACGGUGACUCGGACAAGGCGCCAAUCCUGAGCCGCCUGUGUGGCAGUAAGAUUCCCGAACCACUCGUCUCCACGGGCAACAAGAUGUACCUGCGUUUCAUCUCUGAUGCCUCGGUGCAACGGAAAGGAUUCCAGGCCACACACUCCACUGAGUGUGGCGGCAGGCUAAAAGCAGAAGCACGGCAGAAAAACCUGUAUUCUCACGCUCAGUUUGGGGAUAAUAACUACCCUGGACACAUGGACUGCGAGUGGCUUAUCACAGCAGAGUCGGGUUACAGCAUUGAGCUCACCUUCACCACAUUUGAGGUAGAGGAGGAGGCCGACUGCGGGUACGACUACAUCGAACUUUACGAUGGCUACGACGCCGAAGCGCACAAACUCGGACGCUUUUGUGGUUCUGGGCCCCGUGAGGAGCUUUACUCUGCGGGAGAUGCAGUGCUGAUUCAUUUCCACACCGAUGACACAAUCAGUAAAAAAGGCUUCCACAUCCGCUACACAAGCACAAAGUUCCAGGAGGCAUUGAAUACGCGCAAGUAACACUUCAGAGAUACUGAGGAAAGGGAUGAAAUGUUACAAGAAAAAGGAGAAAACGAACUCCAGAAAACUCUUAAAACUAUCGAUUGAUUUAAGUCAAUCAAACAUCAUGCCGUGAUGUGUUUACUGCAUUGGAUUCGCCUCUUUCUAACCUAUGUUCAGUCAUUAUGGAAGUGCUGUCAUUUUGUCUCUAAACAACACCAAUCGCCACUCUUACUGUACUGUAGGUGUGGGCUAGCUCCGCCCACUGGAGCACAGAGUGGUGUCCUAAAAGGAUCACUAAUGUAAAUCCCUCUUUGGACCUCUGAGCAAUCCCGGAACACACUCACACAUACAACAGUUUUUGUUGGCUCUCUGUUCUUCAGAUAAAAAGUGACAUAUUAGGACACACCAACAUUAGGAGCCAAUAAUGAAAUAUUAAUAGGACUCAUGUGUGUAUGUGUGUGUUUGCAUGUCUUGUGAUGUUCUGGACAGCAUGGGAAGUCUGGCUGCUGACGCUACACGGCACUGUACCUCAACUAAAAUAUGUAUGUGUGUGUGUAUAUAUGUGUGUGAGACAGCGUGAGAGGCCUUUAAAUACCAGCCUGUUGAUCAGAAUGUUUUUUUUUUAUUCAAUUAUUCAAAUUUUCCAAUCCACUAAAAUGGCAAGAGUUAACAUGUAGCCCAAUAAGCUUCCUUGCAUCUUUGUAGCCCAAUGAUUAUGUCUGCAUUGGGCAUAAGUGAAAGCGUGUUAUAAUGUACCAGUAUCAUAUGCCGCUCUUCGACAGAACCUGUGGAACUCACAGAAAUUUACAAACAGGCACCGAGGAUCUGGAAAAGGCCUACUCACGAGCCAAAGUGCUUGUUUUAUGUGCGAGUAAAAAGGAACGGUUGAUAAGUUGGUGAAAGGCGGAAUACCGUUAAAGAAAUCUGUGUUUGCGGUGACAUCACCUGAAGAAGAGAGAAACGGGAAAUGUAAACAGGAAGUGAUGUCAUAAAGCCUUGCAUAAUAUGUCUGUUACAGCUGCCACGCUUGUGCGCUUUAUAUGCACUUAACACAGACAAAAAACAAGACUGUGUGCUCUCCAGUUAUGAACUUUGCCUCAAAUGAACCUGUGAGCAGUACGGAUGAAGCUGUGUUUGAGUAACAAGACUUGACAGAAAGCUCACUCAAACCUUUCAAGGGAUGCUAUAUUCCCAAAUGAACCUUUCCCUCUUGGAAAACGACGGAGAUAUCAAGGCAACCACUGUUGAAGGGAAUUUCUAUGGUGCUAUGCAGUGUCGCAAAAUAGUGACGGUCCCGUGAGGCAGCGCUCCGACCAUUCAGUGAAUGUGUUGGUGUAAUGGAGAGGCAGCGGUGAAAUAAUGUUGCUCAUCAACACAGAAAGAAUUGAAUAAACAUCUCACAGCAUUGUCAGCACUAGUGUUGUGGACGAACAAUUAUAUUGCCUUAGAACCAAAAUGUACAUUCUUGCACAUGAUGAUGUUUGAAAUGAUUAUAUUUUAUUUGAUAUUAAGUUUAAAGAACUUGAAACUUCAUGUAAAAACUAAAAAUCUUGACAAGGCUGACCUGAAGUCGUCCUGUACAUUUUUACAAUAACCGAACAAAACAAAGUUACAAAAGUCUUAAUGCUUUAAAGUCUGCAGUAAGACUGCCUGAACUGUGAUGGUAUGUGUGCAUCUGUGUGUCUGAGUGUUAGACAGCACAGGUCACGUGACUCUGCUGUUGUUCUGUAUGUGCCAAGCUCCUGUUGUUUCCUCUGUAGGUGAACUAUGACUUAUGACCAUGUUACACAAAAUUUUAUUUUCCUGUUUCAUUAUCAGCCUAAUGAUGAAAAAGGAAUCUCUGAUUAAAUUCAUGU
This is a messenger RNA of Paramisgurnus dabryanus, 5358 nucleotides long. It is a transcript of the gene tll1, whose product is annotated as tolloid-like 1. Gene Ontology annotation, biological process: proteolysis. Gene Ontology annotation, molecular function: zinc ion binding; calcium ion binding; serine-type endopeptidase activity. NCBI's taxonomy places the organism in Eukaryota, Metazoa, Chordata, Actinopteri, Cypriniformes, Cobitidae. The record is from RefSeq and is a predicted model, not a curated record.